This is a messenger RNA of Blepharisma stoltei, 2163 nucleotides long. NCBI's taxonomy places the organism in Eukaryota, Ciliophora, Heterotrichea, Heterotrichida, Blepharismidae. The record is from the annotation of a GenBank genome assembly.
AUGCUUCUCUCUAUGAUAUCAAGCUCUCCAACAUUUGGCAAUUGGGAUCUGACUAAGCAAUUCAUGGCUGCCCAAUUUUAUUUAUCCCAAGAAAAGCCUCUAUCUCUAACUCCCUGAAUAAUUACUUAAAUUUUGCUUAUUUGUUUUUUUAUCAUAAACCAAUAAAAAUUUCUUAUAAGUAGAUUGAAUUUGCUUAUUAUAUAAUGGCAAAUGUAUUUUUGGCAUUUAGGAUUAAUCCUCUGAUGAUAAGCCAACUUCAAUUUAUAAAAAUUUAUUGUUUAUCUUCUUGCAAUAAGUAAAAUUUUACUAUUAUUGUUGGAGAGUAAGUGAAACUCAAAGAAUGACCCUUGGAGCUCUACACAUGCAAGCGACAUAUGGUCCAUGCAUACCAGGAAUUUUGCAGCCAGAUAUGCAAAAUUAUAACACAUCAUAUAAGAGAAAAUGAGAAGAAGAAUGAAAAAAACUUGGGUGCAUGCCCCGAGUAACUGCAAUGAGAAAAUUUUUAGAUUUCAUGCAUAAUAUUUUUCCAAAUUGAUGGAAACACCCAUCACUUUAUACAAAUUUUGAGCUUGAAUGAACGAGAAAUGAAAUAAGUUAUUCAUCUAUAUCAGCUUCAAUUAUAAUUAAUCAUUUCAAUUCAUAAUAUUUUGACUAUUAAUUAGUAUUUUAAUAUACAAACUUAGCUUUGCAACAGUAAAAAUAUUUAUUUUUGAUAUAAAAUAAUAUAAAAAUAUAAAAGACAUUUCUAGAGAAGUCAUGAAAACUCAUUCCAGUUUAUCUUCUUUUGAGCCAUCCUCAAAACAAAAUUAUACUGCACGAGAAGGCUCCCGAAUCCAUAAAAGAUUUUCUGGAUAUGCGCACCCUAUGUUCCGAAUUAGCGACCCAAGCAUUAGUAAAUCUUCUAUUGGAGAUAUCCAAGAUACCAUCAGCAGCCUCCGACACAAUACAGUUUCCCAAAUGUCAAAUUUGUCAUCAAAUAAUAAUUUAUUAUCAAUACCCACCUUAGAAGUAAAAGAACAGUUAAAACCUCGACAAGCUUCCCCAGUGUUAAAAGGACUUUUUGAAAAAUUCCAAUCAAAAGAUAAUAAAAGCAAUGUAAAAAAAAAAUUUAAUUUCCAAGGCCAAGAAAAUAGCAGUUUAACAGAAAAUAAAUCAGGCUUAGACGCCUGUAUAGACAGUAUAGAAAAAUAUUUAAACUCAUUGGAAGAAAAAACAUAUGAUAAAAACGAAGGGACUAUUCAAACCGUUAUUGGCAAAGCUUUUAAUAAUUUAGAAACAGAAGUAAUUGAGUGCUUACUCAGACCAAAGCUGGAAUUAGUUGGAGGAAUACUAGAAGAGCUGGAAUCUAAGUAUAGAGAAGAGUUGAACCCAAAAUCUGAAGUAAUUGCUAAAAUUAGGGAAAAGUACUCACUCUUCCCCUUUAAAUUGGAACAAAUUUUUUUAGGUGAAAAUGCUAAAUUUUAUAAAAUUAUUUUUGAUAUAAAAUUUAUAAAAUUUGUUUUUAUAGAGAAAAUUUAUUAUAAUUUUUUUUAAAUCAUAUAUUCACCACUUUAAAUUGGAGCAGGAUUUUUUUUUCCAAUUUAAAUGGGAGAGUCAGAAACUGUAAAUUAUAUUUUUGACUAUAUUGAAAAAUUGGACUGAGCAAAAACAGAGAUGAAAGAGCAUAGUAAAAAAACAGAGCAGCAGUGGAAUUUGCUGAGGCAAGGAAUCAAUUCUAUAAAAGAGCUUAAAGACCCAGCGAACUAUAAAUUCAAUUUAUUUGGAAAAUCUAAACAGUCAGUCGGAUAUUACACAGACUGCCUCUAUACAAGCAGACAAGGCUUACCUCAAGAAGACAUCGACAUUUUAGGAGAAAUCGAGCACAUUAUAGAGCAGCACGAGUCCAAAGAGUCAUCUUACGUUAAAGAAAUCGAACAGCGCGACCUCGAAAUUUCCCAUUUAAAACAAAUUUUCAAAGAAACUCAGCAGAAAUCUUACAAAGAUAACAUCGACCUUUCCAACCAAUGCAGAAUAAUGAAAGAAAGCAUCGAACUAAUCCAAGGCAAACGGGAAACUGAUAACGCUACUGAAGGCAUUUUAAAGCGGCAGAUUAUCGAGCUUAAACUAGAAAACGAGCGCUUAAAGCACGAAAAACUCGAGCUAUUUGAGUUGUCACGUAAAUAA